Aspergillus terreus NIH2624 is the source of this 2382-nucleotide messenger RNA. Its product is annotated as putative C6 finger domain protein. NCBI's taxonomy places the organism in Eukaryota, Fungi, Ascomycota, Eurotiomycetes, Eurotiales, Aspergillaceae. Bases 1 to 2382 code for a protein of 793 amino acids. The transcript has 2 exons. Gene Ontology annotation, biological process: positive regulation of transcription by RNA polymerase II. The record is from RefSeq and is a predicted model, not a curated record. Gene Ontology annotation, molecular function: transcription cis-regulatory region binding; DNA-binding transcription factor activity. Gene Ontology annotation, cellular component: nucleus.
AUGCCUGGUGCGUCCAUGGGAGAUCCAGACAUGCCUCAGGGAUGGCUGCAGCCUCCAAACACCAACUUUAAUGUUCAUCAAGCCUAUCACAUGGAUGAAUCCAACCGCACUACACCCGGCCAAAUCCAGGCAUAUUCACAAUUUACACCAGCGUCGCGCGGGUCGCUGCAAGAACAAGAUCCAUCUGAACAACCGUCAUAUCCAGCGGCUUCACAUGGAGUCACAUAUGCUGAAGACGACGACUUCUUUGGUGUAGAGUCAGACGACGAACCGGAAGCCCAGGUGGUGACGCAGAACUUCAACCAGCUAUCCCUGAUCAUGGCUUCUGCGAACAGAGAUGACGGACCGCCACGCUCUUUCACAACAUACUUGAAUGAGCCCAAUGUGCUAGCUUCUUAUCAACCUACACCGGGGUCCUCUCUGAACAACCCAAAAACAGCUCGAAUUUUCCUCCACUUCAUCCAUUCCACUGGCCCCUCCAUAUCCAUCUUUGAGCGGCAUCCAAUUGACCCUUCUACGAUGUUUGGUGCUCCUGUUCCUACCGCACAACAGGGCUUAUGGACUUAUACAUUGCCUUUCAAGGCAUUAGAGCACCAGGCAUUGCUGCAGGCUAUCCUGGCGCUUAGUAGUCUACACAUUGCAUAUCUACAGGAAGCACCUCCUACAGUCUCGCUCAAGCACUACCAUUAUGCUCUCAGGAGAGUUGGCGUGGCAGUGGGCCUGCCAAUGCGACGAAAGCAGGUGGGCACCCUAGCCGCUGCGCUCUUAUUGGCAUACUACGAGGUGAUGUCGGCGGAUCACACAAAGUGGAACAGCCAUGUUGCGGGGGCUGUACAGUUGUUGCGUGAGAUCGACUUUGCAACUAUUACGCGAGAUCUCCGACAGCACCGACGCAGAACAUGGGCCAAGGCAACCAGCAAAGACUUUCUCUUCGGAAAUGCUCUUCUUGAAGAUGAUCCUUUCUCUGAGCAAGAGAGCAGCAUUGACGAAAACCUCAUAGGAUCCAUACUUGGUCAUGCAGUCAACUAUGACGAAUUUGGACGUGUGGAUGAGGGUUAUUCGCGUCCAUUCAAUCCAGAACUCACCCGAAAAGAUAUCGAAUCCUUCAGGAUUCAGUGCGAUCUUUAUUGGUGGUGCUGCAAGCAGGAUAUCAUCCAAAGUAUCAUCGGUGGAAACCCUCUAUUUUCUAGCAUGGCGUUUUCUUCAUUCGGACAAUGUCCUCCGCGGGCCGCAGUGGGCCGGCUGGAUGCAAUAUAUGGUUCUGCGGACCACCUGUGGCUUCUGUUGGGUCGACUAACUGACUUUGGGUGCCGUGACCGUCGUCGGAAAUUGAAAACUUUCAAAGCCGCUGGUUCGGAAUGGCGACCAGGCCCGGAGCUCUCCAAGUUCAUGGCCCGGUUUGCACCGCGGAGCCCAAGUAGCAGCUCGCCGCCUCCAAAGCCACCAUUUCCAAGCAAUUCCUCCCAGAAGAAUACAACGGGGUCAGGGAAUUAUGGCCCCAAAUCCACCAGUCCAUCAUCGCAGAGUCCACCCAUGUACGGUAUGGUUCCUUCCACUGGGCCCCGGUCCCUUCCACCUGCAUUUGCAGAGACAGAAAGCGGAAGGGAUUCUCCGAAAAAGAACGAGGAAGAGGAAAAUAUGACAUACGAGCACGCAGAGCAGGAGUGGGAGAGCAUUCUGUCUACGUUUGAAAUGUUUGCUCGCGCUCUCGGGCCUCACUUCUUGCCGCUCCCGGCGGACAGUGCACCUCCCAUAGCAACACCAUUCGGACCAGCCCUCCAGUAUCGCACGCAGACAAUUGCGGUAAUCUGGGGCUUCUACUAUUUGGGUCGUAUCUUGUUACACCGGCUACACCCGUGCAUGCCUCCAGCGAUGAUGGUAGCUGCGGGCGUAGCGGCCCCUACAACCGGCGAGUUCACCCAGCUGGUGGGAAAGAUCGCCGCGGGGAUCUAUUACCCGCAGAGUUUCAACAUCGAGACCGGAAAUCUCAGCCCUACGCUGGGCUCAUGUUUGAUCGAGAUCACGGUCCCCAUCUUUUUUGCCGCCAUCCAGUAUACAGAUCGGGCCCAGCGGUGCUGGAUCGCCACGAGGCUGCGUGAAAUUAGGCGCCUGACUGGGUGGCGGUCAGCUGAUGCCAUCGCAGACGGUCUCGAAAGGGCCUGGAGGACUGCAGCAGACCAAGGACGAGGUCCCCCGUAUGAGCCGCCUGGUGACGGGGCUCAUCAGCGACCCGUUGCGCCGACAGGAGCCACGCGUGGAGCGGCAGAUGCAGUCACUGAAAGGCGAUUUGUAACUGUCCAAAAGCCAUAUCGUACAUAUGCGAAGGGAAUCCUUGGAUUAGAAGAGGAGCUCCUCAGUUUGGAAUUAGAGGACCGUCUGUAG